UAAACCAGGUCCUUUUUAUUUAUUUAUUUUAUUUUAUUUAAUUUAAAGGUAUGUUAUCCCUCAUUUAGACCUUUUUGUUCCAACUUCCAAAGCUUCUUCCCGAAGGAAUUCCCCUCAAAUAAAACCCAUGCUUUAAAAAUUAAGCAAAACGAGGAAGGUGAAUUAAUGUGCCACCGUUUGAAAAGUCGUAUCUUCACCUACACGCUUCCUUUCAUCUCCAAGACGCUUCCCUACUUUCUCACUACACUACUACGUUCGUCACCUCUCUCUACCCAACAACCCAAUAUUGUUUGCACCCCACAUUCUAAUUUACGUUUCGAUAACUGAUAAUCCAUCUGCCUCUAUCAUUAGUUUAACAAGCAGCUUUAAAGGGUCCUGAAGUCAUAAGGGUUUUGAAAUUUCAACUGGAAAUAAAUCUAUAAUCUGAAACCUCUCUGUUAUAAGGACUCCCCCGUAUAUUCAUCAUCAACAAAGAUCCUCUUGGUUUGUUUUCUGAUAUACUUUUUGUGUUUUCUGUCUCUAAAAAAUAUUGUUAAUUGUUCCAAAAAUUAGAUUUUAAUAUUAUUGCAUUUCAUAAAAGGAAAACAGAAAAAAAUAUACUUCCUGUUUCAAUUUUUGUGUUGCUGCAUCUUCUUACCCCAAUUAGCUCUUCGGUUUUAGCUUUUUUCCAGCUUUUAAAAUUAAUAUGGGGGAUCGUUCUGUUAUUUCGGGCAGAAAACGAGGCCCUCUAGGUUCAACUGAUAGAUAUGGAGAUAAGAAGCAUAAAGCCAUAAUUAUGCUCAACUCAAAAAAAGAAGUAAUGAAUGAUAAAACUGAAAAUAAAAAUAUUGUCAUAGGAGAUGUAUACCACCGGAAGCAGUAUAGAAGAGAAGCCAUUAUAAGAUGGAGGGAAAAAAGAGGUAAAUGUCCUAUAAUAUGUUCUCAUUUUCUUGACAAGAGGCAGUAUAGGAGAGAAGCUAUUAUAAGAUGGAAGUUAAACAGAAAUAAUCAUACAAGUGCAUCGAAGUUUGCCAUUUCUAUUUCUGGUGAGACCUCAAAAGUAUUUUCUGAUGUUUUAAUUGACAAGAACCAAUACAAGAAAGAAGCUAUUGAACGAUGGAAGAAAAAGAAAAGUAAACGUACACCGAGUUGUUUGGCUUAUGACAAAGCAAAACGAAAUACAACUGCUUCAGCUGAGACGUCGGCUAUUUCGGGUCCACCUUUGGAUCUACUUCCGAAUGUUUUAAUGGACAAGAAGCAGUACAGGAGAGCAGCCAUUAACAGAUGGAAGAAAAAGACAGCUAAAAAAAGAGUUUUAUUGCCAACGAGUUGUUUGGCUAAUGAUAAAGCAUUAAAAAAAUCAAUUAAUGUAGGUAAGACGGGUUAUAUGAGAAGACAGCUUAAUAAUAGGAUAGGCAAACAUUUGUUACAACAAGUCCCCUUUGCUUCUGAUGUCCUUCCUGACGUCCGCCGUUGUCGUUAUUGUGAUGCUGUCAAAUUUUAUUCAGAAACAGCUAAUUUUUGUUGUCUAGAUGGUCGUGUUGUUUUGUCAAAUAAUGAGCUCCCACUUUUGAUGCAAGAUCUAUUGACUUCAACAUCAAAAGAAGCUAUCUCAUUUAGGACAUAUAUUAGAACAUACAACAACCACUUUGCUUUUACUUCUUUUGGGGUUACAGCAGAUAAUGAACUCAGUAAAAGAAAUAAAGGAAUUUACACUUUUAGAGUUCAAGGUCAGGUUUAUCAUUUUAUAAACGACUUGUCGCCUAAGGAAAAUGAUUCCAAAAAUUUACAAUUGUACUUUCAUGACACUGAUAAUGAGUUGGAAAAUCGUUUGUCGGAUUCUCCGCGCUUAUGUAUAGACUUGAUUGCGAAAUGUGUUGAAUAUCUGAAAGAUAAUCCGUAUGCUCGUUUUUUUAGAAAUUUAAGGGAUGUUCCAAACUUAGAUGAAUGUAAGAUUAUUCUUAAGACUAUUCCGGGACAGGAUCAAAGGGUUUUUAACAAACCAGAAGUUUCUCAAGUAGCUGCUAUUUGGAUUGAAGGUCAAGAGAACGGAGAACACGGUCGGAGAAGCAUUGAAGUUAAGUUACACAGUGACUGCUCCAGGAGUGUUCAAUAUUACUAUGGUUGUUACGAUCCUUUGCAAUAUCCUUUGAUGUUCCCAUUUGGAGAGCUUGGUUGGCAUCAACAUAUUCCCAAAAAGAAAGACGUUGAAAGGGGAAAUGGAAGGAAUGUUGUUUCCACAGUAGAAAAGCUUAUCUCACCUGUAACUGCUACCAGUGCUGAAUACCUUUUGGAUAUGGAAGAAAAUGUUUUGGCCAAGAAUUCUGAAAGUUCAAAGUAUGUUUCGGUUAGGGAAUAUUAUGCUUACAAACUUCAAAUUCGUAGGCAUGAUAAAUCCUACUUGCUGCAAUUUGGUCGGCUGUUACAGCAAUACAUAGUUGAUAGCUAUGUUAAAUUAGAGACACAAAGAUUAGCUUUUUUUAGGACACAACAAGCUGAUAUACGACAAGAGUUUUUACAAGGAAUUGUAGAUGCUAUGGCAAGUGGUGAAAGUGAAGCUUCAGCUAUUGGUAGACGUGUCGUUCUACCAGCAACGUUUAUUGGUGGAACAAGAAAUAUGAGACGGAAAUAUAUAGAUGCUAUGGCGUUAGUCCAGAAAUUUGGUAAACCGGACCUUUUUUUGACCUUAACAUGUAAUCCUAAUUGGCCCGAGAUUAGACAACACAUGAUGACUCAUGAAGAGACACAUAACAGAGCUGAUUUGAUUGUCAGGGUUUUCCACGCAAAACUCGAGUUGUUCAAGAAUGAAAUUUUAAAGAAAAAUAUCUUUGGAAAAGUAGCUGCCUAUACUUAUGUCAUAGAAUUCCAGAAGAGAGGUUUGCCACAUGCACACUUUUUGCUCAUACUUGAACAUGAUUUUAAGAUGUACGAACCUAAGGAGUAUGAUGAGAUUGUUUGUGCUGAAUUACCAGAUGAACAUUCCAAUCCUCAUCUACAUAAGAUGGUUGUGAAACACAUGCUUCAUGGUCCAUGUGGUGACCUAAAUCUAAAAAAUGUUUGUAUGAAAAAUGGAACUUGCAAGAACUCAUAUCCAAAAGAAUUUUGUCAUGAGACAACUCAGACUAAUGCUGCAUAUCCUACAUAUCGUAGACGUAAUAAUGGAGUUAGUGUCAUAGUUAGGGGUGCUAAACUUGAUAAUAGAUGGGUUGUUCCUUACAAUGCUUAUUUGUUGUGUAAAUUUGAUUGUCAUGUUAAUAUAGAAAUAUGCUCUACAAUAAAAGCUGUAAAAUAUAUAUAUAUAUAUAAAUAUAUAUGUAAGGGAUGUGAUAAAAUAAGUUUUGCUGUUACUUCUAAUUACAAUUCUGAGUGUAUAGAUGAAAUCCAACAAUUUCAAUCAGGUAGGUGGAUUUCUGCUCCCGAAGGAGCAUGGAGAAUAUACAGAUUUCUUUUAGGUGAUAUUAAACCAGCGGUUAUCCAUUUGGCUCUUCAUUUGGAAAAUUAUCAACCGAUAACAUUCAAUAAAAGACAACGAUUGAGUGAUAUAACAAAAAAUCCUGAUCGCAAAAAAACAAUGCUUACUGAGUUUUUUUUAACAAUGCUACAGAUAGAUAUGCACAAAAACUGAA
Lactuca sativa (garden lettuce) is the source of this 3605-nucleotide messenger RNA. Lineage: Eukaryota; Viridiplantae; Streptophyta; Magnoliopsida; Asterales; Asteraceae. The record is from RefSeq and is a predicted model, not a curated record.